GGAGCCCAGUUGAUAGGGAAGCCGCAGCACAGUGGAGCCCAGUUGAUGGGGGAGCAGCACAGUGGAGCCCAGUUGAUGGGGGAGCAGCACAGUGGAGCCCAGAGCGUUGCUGGAGACCUGUCACUGCCACAUUUCACCCAGAGGCUGAAGAGCCAGGAGGUGGCAGAGGGACACCCCAUCCGACUGGAGUGCAGGGUAGCAGGAAACCCUCAGCCGCUGGUCAGGUGGUUCUGUGAGGGGUGGGAGCUGCACCACUGUCCUGACAUCCAGAUCUGGAGGGAUGGUGACCUUCACACGCUGGUGAUCGCUGAGGCCUUCGAGGACGACACGGGACGCUACACCUGUGUGGCCUCCAACAGCCUGGGAGCUGACAACACCUCGGCAGAGGUCUACAUCCAGGGUGCUUCAUCCUCAGACUCAGAAGGAGAAGGAUCUGUGUCAAAGUCCAGAUCAGGAGCCAUGCCUCAGGUCCAGAAGAAGACGACUUCAAUCUCCCUGUCCAUUCGUUCACCUUCACCCAAGAGCCCUGAGGCCGUACCUCACCGCUCCACACUGGUCCUAUCUGCACCCCCACACCGGAUGCAGAGUCCAGUUUCUUCACUGUAUGGAGGUGAUGGUCCUCUUACAGCGCCCCCUAUCUUUACCAAGCUCUUACAGGAUGCCCAGGCGUCAGAGGGUCAGGUGGUUGUGUUGGAGUGCAGGGUUCGAGGCAGCUUUCCUCUGCAGGUCCAGUGGUUCAGACAGGGACAGGUCAUCCAGGACUCUCCAGACUUCCGCAUCCUGCAGAAAAAGCCACGGUCUGCAGCAGAGCCAGAGGAGAUAUGUACACUGGUGAUAGCAGAGGCCUUCCCAGAGGAUGGAGGACAGUUCUGCUGCACUGCAACCAACCUUUACGGCUCCGUCAGCAGCACAGCCCAACUCGCUGUCACCGGAGAGGCCUUCAACACUCCCACAGCGGUGUACGACUCGGUCAGGAAUGGUGUGGCGUCCAGCGACGACUCUGUCUUUGAGGACACCCAGGCCUUCCCCCCUCCCCCACCCACAGAGAUCAGCCUAUUGGAGGUGCCACCCAAGAUCCCACCCAGUACCAGCGCAGAGGGUUUCCACGUCAACGAGCUGGAGAUCUGGCCCAGCAUGUCGGGCCUGCAGCCUGUCAACAUGUACCACGACGUGGAGGGUCAGGACCGGGCCAACUGGGACCUGCAGAAUGGCAGGCCCGCCAGCCCACCUCAGCCCUCCUUCAGCCUGCCUCCAUCAGAGGCCCAGCCAGACUUCCCAGGCCCAACCAAGAUGUCGCCGCUCCUGGUGAAGGAAGGUCCUCCGCUGCCCACCAAGCCCAAACUAGCGGAGGGUAUAGAGGAGGAGACAGAAUGUGACAGGAAUGCAGAACAGUUGAAGCAGCUGCAGGAUCAGAUUCUAUUGGAACAGCAGGAAGCAGCCAAUUGGAUCCAACAUCAGGAGCAAGAGCUGGAAGUCCCACCUCUGCCACAGCAACCCCAGGAAGUGCCCUCUCCGCCCUCUCCUCCUCUUCCUCCUCCUCCCUCCUUCCAGGAGCUGGAGAGCAGCGCCAUGCAGACCAGCACUUUCAACUACGCCCGGCCAAAGCAGUUCAUUGCUGCCCAGAGCCCUGGGGGGACUGGCCCCGUGGGGGGCUAUGUCACCCAGUCCUCGGGGUCCUCUGGUUCCAGCCUGCCCUCACCCCUCUCCCCACCCACCUCACAAAAACCCUUCACCAGGGUUGUCCUGCCUCCCUUCAGUAAGUGCAGCAGCAUUGCGUCUCAGUCCCCUUCCUCUCCCUCCUUCCCACCUCCACCUCCUCCCUUCCUCAGCAGCAGCAUUUCAUCCUCGUCAGGCCCCGCCAAAGACUUCCCUCCCCCCCCUCCCCCCCCUCCUCCACCCGUCUCUUCGGCUCCCCCCUUCUCCCCCGCCCACUCCAACAGCUCCUCCCCCUUCACCUCCAUGCCCCAAUCACCUGCUGGCUUCCUGGCCUCUGUCCUUCCAGCCACACCCACUAGCCCGUCCUUCAACGCCGCCCUGGGCCUGCCUAAAGCGAAUGGGACUAUUGCAUUCCCCCGGAAGCAGUCCAGAGGAACCCCACGCCUGGCCUCAGACUCUGACAUCCAGGGAACCAAGGAUGCUGUCAUUCAGGACCUGGAGAGGAAGCUACGAUUCAAGGAGGAGCGCAUGAGCAACGGACAACAGAGGUUAACCUAUGAGGAGAAGAUGGCUCGCAGGCUGCUGGGGGCAGACAACGCCGCCACAGUGCUAAACACACAGCAGCAGGACGAGGAGCCAGCUACACAGGAUUCCAGUUCAUCUGAUAUAGAAUCUGUCCCUCAAAAGGAGUACAAGGUGUCCAGCUUCGAGCAGCGCCUGAUCAGUGAGAUCGAGUUCCGUCUGGAGCGCUCUCCAGUGGAGGAGUCUGACGAUGAUGUGCAGCAUGACGAGGAUGCCACCGGCACCGGGGUGGUGCCCUUCUUCGACAGCAAGCUCAAACACUACAAGGUGUUCGAGGGCAUGCCCGUUACCUUCUCCUGCAAGAUCAUCGGAGACCCCAAGCCAAAGAUCUACUGGUUUAAGGAUGGGAAGCAGAUCUCUAAGAGGAGUGAACACUACAGGAUCAGCCGCGACGCUGACGGAACCUGCAACCUCCACACCGCCGCUGCCUCAUUGGACGAUGACGGCAACUACACCAUUAUGGCUGGUAACCCCGAGGGGAGGGUGAGCUGUACUGGCAGGAUGAUGGUCCAGGCAGUGAACCAGAGGGGGAGGAGCCAGCGCUCUACACCUGGACACAUCCGCAGACCUAGGUCUCGGUCCAGAGACAGUGGUGAUGAGAACGAGAACAUCCAGGAGCGUCACUUCCGCCCCCACUUCCUGCAGGCGCCCGGUGACCUCAUCGUCCAGGAGGGCAGGCUCUGCCGGAUGGACUGCAAGGUGAGUGGCUUGCCCACACCAGACCUGAUCUGGCAGCUGAAUGGUCAGACCAUCCGUCCUGACUCUGCCCACAAGAUGCUGGUGAGGGAGAAUGGCGUCCACUCGCUGGUCAUCGAGCCCGUGUCCAGCCGUGAUGCAGGCAUCUACACCUGCAUCGCUAGCAACCGCGCCGGACAGAACUCCUUCAACCUGGAACUCAUUGUAGCAGCCAAAGAGAUGCACAAGGCCCCUUCGUUCAUCGAGAAGCUGCAGAACACUGGCGUUGCCGAGGGUUAUCCGGUGCGUCUGGAAUGCCGUGUGUCGGCUGUUCCCUACCCACAGAUCUUCUGGAAGAAAGAGAAUGAGUCUUUCACGCACAACACAGACAGGAUAAGCAUGCACCAGGACAACUGUGGCUACCUGUGUAUGAUCAUCCAGCCAGCCAUGAAGGAGGACGCUGGCUGGUACACCGUGUCAGCCAAGAACGAGGCUGGCAUUGUGUCCAGCACUGCACGACUCGAUGUCCACACUCAGUGGCAGCAGCCCAACACUCCCAAGCCUAAGAAGGUGCGUCCGUCGACGAGUCGUUACGCAGCACUGACAGAGAGAGGACUGGACGUGAAGGCAGCCUUCUUCCCUGACUCCAGCCCCCUGCAGCCGGGAGGCCUGGUGGAGAGUGAUGACCUGUAGAGACCAGUGGGGGCACCACAUGCCCAAAAAACUCCCUAAUGUAAUGCCUUAAAACUGACCCCCUGACCCCAGUACCACCAGCACCAGCUGAGGUGUUUUACGACAAGGCCACAGAUACGAUUCUGGAAGAUGGAUGAUGGGCAAUGUGACACCCCAUAAUGUCUCAGUGUCAAUCAAACAUGGAUCCCAACUUAGGAUCAGAUGGUUCCAUUUUAUCAACCAUAUAAGCAGAGGAAUCUACCCUGAGCGGCCAUUGAAGUUUAUUUUCGAUCCUAACACUGCCAUAACCACACAAAAGUGGGUUCACCUCUUAAGUGUCUGAGAUGUCUCACAUGAUCACUUUGUAAAAAUUAUAAUUGAAGGUUAAAAAUUGAAGUUGAAAGUAGCAUUAUUAUGCAUGUUACAAUGGUGGCAUUGGUAAUACUCUAUCUAAAUGGAGGACGUUUUAUGAAAUACUCCCCCAACAAAGGCACCAAAUUGUAGGGGCAGAGAUACUUUGGACGCAAUGGAUUUGCAAUGGAAAGUGAUGGAAAGUCCAAAGCAUUGGAGCAGCACGUCAUGUUUCCCUGGACUGUUGAGUGACAAUGGAGAGACCCCAAAACACACAGUUGUUAUGUUAUAUGGGUAUCACAGCAUAGUCUGAGUAAUAUAGCACAAUAUGGAUAUCAGCAGUGUCUGUUUCUUUUGUUAUAAAUAGCACAAUACCCUAGAUAUCAGCAUUGUCGAGUUCAACAUUUAGCAUAAUUACCAUAGAUAAUGCACAAGGCCGGGCCUUACAUACUUUUCACUUCUGUUUUUUUGUCAGGUCAAAUGAUGUUGGACGUUAAAUCUGUUUAGUAACUUUAGAUGAGUUGUGAAAAAGAGAAUGUUGGCUGAAUGAUGCAGACUCCGUUGAGAGCUUUGUGUUACCAUAGUAACUUCAGUGAUUGAUUGAUGGAAAGAGAGGUCCGUGACAUGCUAGGAGGUACUGGCAUGUGAAGGUUGACUGUAACAGGGACAGGAUGAGGGGUUAUCCUGGGCCAGGAGGCCCACAAGAUCUGCCUCAGCCCAGUGACAACAGUCACUUCAACGCUUGUGAACUGUGUGAUCCGUGAGUAGGAGUCGUCAAGGACAGAAGAAAGCACGUUUUUCAGAAUGGAAUUCAGUUUGAGAAGAUGACAAAGCAAUGGAUUAUGUUGAUGAUGAUGAAAUGAUGAUGGUGUUGAUGAUUAUGAAAAUGAUGGUUAUGACAGAUUCUGGAGAUCAUUUAUUUCCUUUGAUGGUUUAAGUUUAAAAUCUUCACAAACACACGAGACAGUCCUAAAAAUGGCUUCAGUGGAUUGAUCACACACUACAGAUGGUCUGCUUUAUUUUUGUAUGAGAAAAAAAAACUCUGUAUUUACUUUCCCAAGAAACUUUACAUAAAUUAUAUUAGUGAUUUAUUUUCUCAAAUGUUCAAUGAAAAAACAUAAUCCUGUCUGUAUUAAAAUAUCAUACUUUUUGAAACUAUAUAUUGCCUUAAAAGAUCACUUGGGCCUAUUUCAAUCACAAUAUCUGUCCAUAUUUUUCUGAGGCACUUAUACGAAACGACAAGUAUUCUUGACAAUUAUAAACUGUUUAGAAGGGGGAAUAUUUGCACAGAAUUGCAUUGAAAUAAGUAAUUAUAUAUUUUCUCUCACUACUGUAUUACCAAAUGGGCAUCUUUUGCUGUAUCUGUUCAGAUCAUGUUUCAUCCUGCCAUUACUGUGGUCACUCACACAAACAUAUAGGACACCUUUUUGAUUUAUAUGCCAAUCUGUGCCUGUAUAUGGAAUGUUCUCCUGAUAUUAUCUUAGUUUUUGAAAGAUAAUAAAAAUCAAAGUCUGGA
Molecule: messenger RNA, 5452 nt
Organism: Coregonus clupeaformis (lake whitefish)
Lineage: Eukaryota; Metazoa; Chordata; Actinopteri; Salmoniformes; Salmonidae
Product: palladin
Exons: 22
Coding region: 46-3606 (1186 amino acids)
Source: RefSeq, a predicted model, not a curated record